Molecule: messenger RNA, 770 nt
Organism: Zootermopsis nevadensis
Lineage: Eukaryota; Metazoa; Arthropoda; Insecta; Blattodea; Termopsidae
Gene: JTBR
Product: jumping translocation breakpoint protein JTBR
Biological process (GO): mitotic cytokinesis
Cellular component (GO): spindle; membrane; centrosome
Source: RefSeq, a predicted model, not a curated record
UUUUGUUGGCAAUACGAAUUUUCGUUUAAGACACGCCGUGUUUUGUUAAUUUAACUUGUCAGUGUUAUGGCGACUCUGCAAGUGAUAGGGCAAAUUCUUAGAGUUAUUUAGAUGUGUAUGUCAUAUUUGUGAAUGUUUAUGCACUUGUGAUAUAUAAAAUGAUAGAAUCUUGCACGAAAAGGCGAAUGAUUUUGGCUAUCACGUUUCUAGGAGGAUUGACAUUGCUUGUUCUGAUUGUGGAAAGUCACUGGACUGCAGGGAAUGGUAAAAAUCAUGUUGGAGCAGUAGGAAAGAAUUCAAGUAAUGAUAAUAAUUGCUGGUUGCGUGAAGAUAUUGAGACUGUACAACCAUGCCAUCCUUGUACUGAUUUUGAAAUUACGAGUAAAAGUGUCGGUGUGUGCGUUGCUACGCAUUUCAAAGAAACUUUGUUCUGUAAGUCAUCUGGGAAAGUUGUAAGCAGAAGUUGUGAUAAGGUGACGUGGUUGGAAGAACGCAAAUUCUGGAUUUUUGAAGGGUCGGUGUUUGUCGUGGGUGUCAUUUCUACAACCUUUGUUUUUGCGCGCCAAAAAAUUUUGGACCACCGAAUGUUGAGACGAAUUCAGAGACAGUUAGCCAGUGGUGUUUAAACUGGUACUUGGAAGUGGUUUAGAAAUUGCGCAGAUUUUUCUUACGUCUGUCUCUUAAUAUUGCAGACGUUAAGGAAAGUAAUUGUGAAAGAAGAAAAUAUUUAUAGUUACAUGCAUUGUGACUUACUUCCCUGUGACACUGAA